Messenger RNA from Agrilus planipennis (emerald ash borer), 9496 nucleotides. RefSeq names its product dynein beta chain, ciliary-like. The coding region runs from base 1 to 9444 and encodes 3147 amino acids. The transcript has 5 exons. Gene Ontology annotation, biological process: microtubule-based movement. The record is from RefSeq and is a predicted model, not a curated record. Gene Ontology annotation, cellular component: dynein complex. Gene Ontology annotation, molecular function: ATP binding; dynein intermediate chain binding; minus-end-directed microtubule motor activity. NCBI's taxonomy places the organism in Eukaryota, Metazoa, Arthropoda, Insecta, Coleoptera, Buprestidae.
AUGCNCAAAGCUUUGGGCAUUAUGGUAUACGUGUUUAAUUGUUCGGAACAAAUGGACUACAAAUCGGUCGGAAACAUCUACAAGGGCUUGGCCCAAACUGGCACGUGGGGAUGUUUUGACGAAUUCAAUAGGAUCUCUGUGGAAGUGUUGUCGGUGGUAGCAGUACAGGUCAAGACCAUUCAAGACGCAAUCAAAAAUAAGAAAGUUAGGUUUUUGUUUUUGGGAGAAGAUAUAACGUUGAUUAAGACGGUUAAGGAAAUUUUACCGCCACACUAUACUGUGAAGUUUGUCAUGGACGAUUCUACUACAUUGAAUGAUUUGUUGGUGCUGAAUUUGCACAAAUUCGAAGAAGAAGUUAAAACGAUCGUUGAUAAAUCGGUCAAGGAGAUGGCUAUGGAGAAGGUAUUGAAAGAAAUUAAAGCGACUUGGAGUUCGUACGAAUUCGAGGUCGAGUAUCACGAAAGGACGAAAUUGAAACUUUUAAAGGGAUCCGAAGAAAUGGUGGAGUUGUUAGAAGAACAUCAAGGAGCUUUGCAAAACAUGAUGACAUCGAAGUUUAUUGACUUCUUCUUCACGGAAGUAACCGAAUGGCUUACGAAGCUUUCGAUGGCCGAUGCUGUGAUAUCGGUUUUCUACGAAGUUCAGAGGAAAUGGAGUUAUUUGGAGAGCAUUUUCAUAGGUUCUGAGGAUAUUCGGUCGCAGUUACCGGAAGAUUCCAGAAGAUUCGAUAGAAUCGAUAAGGAAUUUAAGGAUGUAUUGAAUGACAUGACCAGAAACUUGAACGUUAUAGUGGCUACCAAUAAACCUGGCUUGGUACGUCGCAUUGAAGGUUUGGAAGCUGAUUUGACCCUUUGCGAGAAAGCUCUCAAUGAUUAUUUAGAAACGAAGAGAUUGGCUUUUCCCCGUUUCUACUUUGUUUCAUCGGCCGACUUGUUGGAUAUUCUAUCCAACGGGAACAAUCCUCCGAUGGUUUGCAGACAUCUGACGAAACUAUUUGACAAUUUGGCAAAACUAAGAUUCGUCCAAGAAGGAGGUAGAGAUAGUAAAAGAGCGUCGGGAAUGAUGUCGAAGGAACACGAGGAAUAUGUUCCGUUCAUAUCGAGUUGUGAUUGUUCGGGUAAAGUCGAAGUAUGGCUAAACAGGGUAAUAGAUGUAAUGCGUACAACGUUACGUAAGGUCUUCCAAGACGCCGUGGUCAGUUACGAUGAAAAACCAAGAGAAGUUUGGUUGUACGACUAUCCGGCUCAGCCAGCUCUCUGUGGAACGCAAAUAUGGUGGACGACAGAAGUGAACAUGGCUUUCGCUAGGUUGGAAGAGGGUUACGAGAAUGCACUGAAAGAUUAUAAUAGGAAACAGAUUGCCCAGUUGAAUGCACUCAUUAAUUUACUUUUGGGCGACUUGACCAGCGGAGAUCGGCAAAAAAUUAUGACUAUUUGCACGAUCGACGUCCAUUCGAGAGACGUGGUGGCAAAAAUGAUAGCUGUAAAAGUUGACAACUCCCAGGCAUUCCAAUGGCAAAGUCAAUUGCGUCACAGAUGGGACAACAAAAUCGCUGACUGUUUCGCUAACAUUUGCGACGCCCAGUUUCGUUAUCAGUACGAAUAUUUGGGGAACACCCCCAGNCAUGGAGGAAUUGAUGGAAUUUUUAAAGAAGAUUUUACGAGUCCACCAAGAGAGGGUGCUUAUGUCCACGGACUAUUCAUGGAAGGGGCACGAUGGGAUAUCGCUACUGGUAGUAUAGCUGACUCGAAACUGAAAGAAUUGUAUCCAGUUGUGCCCGUAAUAUAUAUUAAGGCGAUUACGCAAGAUAAACAAGAUCUGAAGAACAUGUACGAUUGUCCCGUUUAUAAGACGAAAUUGAGGGGACCGACCUUUGUUGGGAUUUUCAUAACCAUGAACCCUGGUUAUGCCGGUAGAACCGAGCUCCCCGAAAAUCUGAAAGCUCUCUUCCGCCCCUGUGCAAUGGUGGUGCCAGACUUUGCGCUCAUAUGCGAAAUUAUGUUGGUGGCAGAGGGAUUUCAAGAGGCUCGUCUUUUAGCCAGAAAAUUCAUCACACUCUACACGCUAUGUAAAGAACUACUGAGCAAACAAGAUCACUACGACUGGGGUUUACGUGCCAUCAAGUCAGUACUGGUCGUUGCGGGUUCUCUGAAGAGAGGUGACAGAUUGAGACCUGAAGAUCAGGUGCUUAUGCGAGCACUGAGAGACUUCAACAUUCCCAAAAUCGUUACCGACGACGUACCGGUAUUUAUGGGUCUGAUUGGCGACUUAUUUCCGGCCUUGGACGUACCGCGUAAGCGAGAUUUGGAAUUUGAGAAGACGAUCCGUAAAUCGGCGAUGGAUUUGAAGCUACAACCGGAAGACGGAUUCGUGUUGAAAGUUGUACAGCUCGAGGAAUUGUUUGCCGUGAGACAUUCCGUAUUCAUAGUCGGUUUUGCUGGUACAGGUAAAACGUGUGUCUGGAAAACUCUCAACAAAACGUACGCAAACCAAAAACGAAAACCGUUUUACAACGAUCUGAACCCGAAAGCGGUAACAAACGACGAACUUUUCGGAAUUAUCAAUCCGGCUACUCGAGAAUGGAAAGACGGACUAUUUUCGGUCAUUAUGAGAGAUCAAGCAAACAUGGCCGGCGACGGGCCGAAAUGGAUCGUGCUCGACGGCGAUAUCGAUCCCAUGUGGAUUGAAUCGUUGAACACUUUAAUGGACGACAACAAAGUGCUGACGUUGGCGAGUAACGAAAGGAUCGCUUUGACCCCGUUCAUGAGAUUGUUGUUUGAAAUUGCAAAUUUGCGAACGGCAACACCCGCCACCGUGUCCAGGGCUGGAAUAUUGUACAUAAAUCCGGCCGAUCUCGGCUGGAAUCCGUACGUGAGUUCCUGGAUCGAUACGCGAGAAUCGCAGAACGAAAAGGCCAAUCUUACGAUUUUAUUCGAUAAAUAUAUUCCGACGUGUUUGGACGCGACUAGAACGAAAUUUAAGAAAAUAACACCGAUAUGCGAGAUUGCACAUUUGUGCAUGAUCUGUUUCUUGUUAGACGCAUUUUUAGUGCCUGAAAACGUCCCCCCCGACUGUCCCAAAGAAUGGUACGAGAUCUAUUUCGUGUUUUGUGUCGUAUGGGCUUUCGGAUCGUCACUGUUCCAGGAUCAACUGGCCGAUUGGAGAAACGAAUUUAGCAAAUGGUUCGUUAACGAGUUCAAGACCGUAAAAUUCCCGGCCGCCGGCACAGUGUUUCAUUAUUACAUCGAUCAAGAAACGAAAAAGUUUCAACCGUGGACGGACCUGGUUCCCAAGUUUGAGUUUGACCCCGAAAUUCCGUUACAGGCAACCCUGGUGAACACGGCAGAGACUGUGCGUGUCAGAUAUUUCGUCGACAUACUUAUAGCCAACAAACAUCCCGUUAUGUUAAUUGGAAAUGCGGGAAGCGGCAAGUCCGUCAUAAUGAUCGAUAAACUUGACAGUCUUCCGGAGAGCUACGCGGUUACGAAUGUCCCUUUUAAUUUCUACACAACAUCUGAAAUGCUGCAGAAAAUUUUGGAAGGACCGCUAGAGAAAAAGGCAGGCAGGAUGUACGGUCCUCCCGGUAAUAAAACAAUGAUUUAUUUCGUUGACGACAUGAACAUGCCAGAGGUUGAUAAAUACUUCACGGUACAACCGCACACAUUAAUCAGACAAUGGAUGGACUAUCAGCAUUGGUACGACAGACAAAAACUAUCACUGAAAGAUAUAAGUAAUGUUCAAAUGGUGUCGUGUAUGAAUCCAACGGCUGGUUCCUUCACGAUUGAUCCAAGAUUACAGCGACACUUUUGUGUAUUCGCGAUCAGCCCGCCGACAUACGACGCCAUGGUGGUAAUCUACAGUUCAAUUUUCAGCCAGCACUUGGCAAUACCUGCCCUCAAGUUUAACCCCAACGUUCAGAAACUCUGUGACAAUAUUGUAGCCGCUGCACUGAAUAUGCACAGUAAGGUAAUAUCUAAUUUUUUACCGACUGCUGUGAAAUUCCACUAUAAUUUCAAUCUAAGAGACACCUCGAAUCUUUUCCAAAGUAUUAUGUAUUGUACCGGAGAUGCCGCUCCCACUGCUUCUCACAUGAUACGUCUAUACAUGCACGAGUCUUAUAGGGUUUACAGCGACAGAUUCAUCGAACAGCCGGAUAUAAAGAACUUCAGUAAACUAUUGAUGGAGACAGUCCGCAAAGGAUUCGAAGAAUUAGACGAGGGUGAGGUAAUGGCCGAGCCAUUAAUAUUUUGUCAUUUCGCUGAAGGUUUGGGUGAUCCAAAAUACUAUAUGAUCAGAGAUAUGGAUCAUUUGAGUAGACUGCUGAACGAAGCAUUGAGUAGUUACAAUGACUUGGUGGCAGCGAUGAAUUUGGUACUUUUUGACGAUGCCAUGCAACAUAUAUGCCGAAUAAAUCGCAUAAUAGAGGGUCCUAGAGGCAAUGCGUUACUUGUUGGCGUGGGCGGUUCUGGAAAACAAAGUCUAACCCGUCUUUCUUCCUUCAUCUCUUCGUUGGAAGUUUUUCAAGUGCAAUUGAAGAAAGGAUAUUCAAUAGUCGAUCUCAAACUUGACAUUGCCACAAUUUAUGUAAAGGCAGGAAUGAAAAAUGUCAGCAGUGUCUUCUUGAUGACCGAUUCCCAAGUGGCCGAAGAGAAAUUCCUGGUAGUUGUCAACGAUAUGCUUGCUUCCGGUGAGAUUCCCGAAUUACUCACCGACGAGGAGACCGAAAAUAUUUUGAAUGUUAUGAAACCGGAAGUUAAAGCGGCUGGGUUGCAGGAAACAAGGGAGAACUGCUGGAAAUUUUAUAUAGAACGCUGUCGGAGAAUAAUAAAGACUGUUCUAUGUUUUUCUCCUGUAGGCUCCACGUUGAGAGUGCGAGCCAGAAAAUUUCCAGCGAUUGUUAACUGCACAUCGAUUAACUGGUUCCACGAAUGGCCAGAGGAGGCCUUGGAGUCCGUAUCAAAGAGAUUCUUAACCGAAAUAGAAGUUCUACCACCGGAACUGGUGCAUCCGAUAUCGUUGUACAUGUCUUUCGUGCACGUUGUAGUAAAUGAUAUGUCAGCUGCAUAUCUUCUAAACGAAAAGCGGUACAAUUACACGACACCAAAGACAUUUUUAGAAUUGAUCGCUCUAUAUUCGAAAUUGUUAACAGAGAAAAUACGCAACAUAGAAAAUAACAUAUUUAAAUUUGAAAAUGGGCUAACGAAACUUGUUUCCACUGCCGAAGAGGUGGACGGGUUGAAAGAUAUUUUGGCAGUGCAAGAAGUCGAACUGGCAGAAAAGAAUGCAGCCGCCGAUGCUUUGAUUAAAGUUUUGGCUGUAGAAAACGAAAAAGUAUCGAGCGAAAAAGAAUUUGCUUCCGAAGAAGAAGCUAAAGUAAAAGUAGUAGAAGAGGAAGUGUCCGUCCAGCAGAAAAUAUGUGCGGAAGAAUUGGCAAAAGCCGAGCCAGCCUUGAUUGCCGCCCAGCAAGCGUUGAAUACGUUGAAUAAGAACAAUCUUACCGAACUGAAGUCUUUCGCUCAACCGCCGGAUGCAGUCGUUGCUGUCACUGCUGCCGUUUUGGUUUUGUUUACACCAAAAAAUAAACCUAUGCCGAGAGACCGCAGUUGGAAAGCCUGCAAAGGUAUAAUGGCAAAAGUCGACCAAUUUUUGUCUGACCUUGUUAACUACGACAAGGAUAAUAUGCAACCCGAGGUAGUGAAAGAAGUAAUAAAGUAUACUCAAACUCCAGGAUUCAAUUACGAGAAUAUUUUAACCAAAUCGGCCGCUGCAGCUGGACUCUGCUCCUGGGUUAUUAACAUUUUGAAGUAUUAUGAUGUUUUUGUAGUGGUUGAGCCCAAGCGAAAGGCGCUGCAGAAGGCGACGAACGAUUUGAACGCUGCGCGAGCAAAAUUGACGGAAUUGAAUACAAAGUUGGGCGUACUCGAACAACAGCUAGCCGUGUUGAAAGCGGAUUUUGAUGUAGCAACAGAAGCUAAAAUGAAAUGUCAAGCAGAAGCGGAUGCAACUGCCUUGAUGAUCGAUUUAGCAAACAGGCUAGUCAACGGACUUGCAUCAGAAAACGUCCGAUGGAGGGAAUCGAUAAAAAGCUAUCAAGCAUCAAUCACAACAACUCCAGGAGAUAUUUUACUUUUGACUUCAUUUAUAUCGUACGUUGGAUGCUUUAUGAGAAAGUAUCGUAUAGAUAUGAUGAAGAAUAAGUGGUUGCCGUAUCUGAAACGUUGUGACCCUCCUAUUCCGAUGACCGAAGACCUAAAUCCUCUAUCGCUUGUAAUAGACGAUGCAGUGGUUGCUAAGUGGAACAACGAAGGCUUGCCAAGUGACAGCAUGUCCACAGAAAACGCCACAAUUUUAGUUAAUUCGGCGAGGUGGCCUCUAAUGAUCGAUCCACAACUUCAAGGUAUAAAGUGGAUAAAAAACAGAUUCGGUUCGGAACUAAUAGUAGUGAGACUUACAACUAGAAACUACUUGGACAUGAUAGAAAGGGCGAUUUCUAAUGGGAAAGUAGUUCUCUUGGAAAACAUCGGUGAAGCUCUUGAUGCCGUCUUAGAUCCCAUUCUUGGAAGAGUUUUGAUAAAGAAGGGAAAGGCAAUUAAGUUGGGCGACAAAGAAGUUGACUAUGAUCCUAACUUCAGGCUCAUAAUUCAAACAAAGUUGGCAAAUCCCCAUUAUAAACCGGAAAUCCAGGCACAAACUACUUUGAUAAACUUUACAGUCACAAGGGAUGGUUUAGAGGAGCAACUUUUGGCGGAAGUGGUGAAGGCCGAAAGGCCGGAUUUGGAAACAUUAAAAUCUUCUCUGACAAAACAACAGAACGAUUUUAAGAUCACGAUAAAAUACUGUGAAGAUGCUUUAUUAGAGCGAUUAUCUUCGGCAACGGGCAAUAUAUUGGGAGAUGUUGCAUUGGUAGAAAAUCUGGAACGAACUAAAAAAACUGCAGCGGAAAUUGAAAUAAAAUCCGUUGAAGCAAAAGCAACAUCUAUUAAAAUUGACGUAGCUAGAGAACAUUAUCGACCUGCAGCCAUAAGGGCUUCCCUUCUUUAUUUUAUAUUGAACGAAUUAUGCAAAAUCAAUCUCAUAUAUCAGUUUUCAUUAAAGGCGUUCACCACAGUGUUUCUGAAUGCUCUGGCAAGAGCUGAUGAGGCAGACAGUCUUAAAGCUCGAGUGAUAAAUUUAUUGGACAGCAUAACGUUCAUGGUUUUCAUGUACACCAGCAGGGGAUUAUUCGAACGUGAUAAACUUAUAUUUAAAUCACAAAUGGCAUUUCAGAUUUUGCUCAAUGCGGAAGAAAUAACAUCGGAGGAGCUCGAUUUUCUCCUCCGUUUUCCAAUAGUUGCUGGUGUAAAUUCUCCUCUUGAUUUCCUCAGUCAUCAGUCGUGGGGGGGUGUUAAAGCUUUAUCCAACAGGGACGAGUUUAAGGGUCUCGAUAAGGAUCUGGAGGGUUCUGCAAAACGAUGGAGAAAAUUUGUUGAAAGUGAAAAUCCCGAAAAGGAGAAAUUACCAGGCGAAUGGAAAUCCAAGACGUCACUUCAAAGGUUAUGUAUAAUGAGAGCACUUCGCCCAGACCGAAUGACCUAUGCUAUAAAUGUUUUUAUUGAAGAGAAAUUGGGUUCCAAGUAUAUUACCGCUAGAUCGAUUCCGUUUGAGAAGUCGUACGAAGAAACGAGCAAUUCAACGCCUACAUUCUUUAUAAUAUCACCUGGCGUAAAUCCUUUAAAGGACGUAGAAAUGUUAGGUAAAAAGUUGGGUUUUAUGUUCGACUCCGGCAACUUUCAUAUGGUUUCUCUUGGACAAGGCCAAGAAGUAGUUGCAGAGCAUGCGAUGGACGUUUCAGCGGAGCUUGGUCAAUGGGUUAUCCUCGAAAAUAUUCACUUGGUCGUGAAAUGGUUACCCACAUUAGAAAAGAAGAUGGAACAGUUCAACGAAGAAUCUCACAAAGAUUACAGACUUUAUAUGAGUGCAGAAGCAUCUGCUGAUCCGAUGUCUAAUGUACUGCCACAAGGAAUACUUGAGUCGUCGAUAAAAAUAACAAACGAACCGCCAACAGGAAUGUUUGCCAAUCUUCAUAAAGCUCUGGACAAUUUUACCCAAGAAACACUAGAAAUGUGCACAAAAGAGGCAGAAUUUAAAUCAAUAUUAUUCGCUCUUUGCUAUUUCCAUGCAGUAAUCCAAGAGAGACGUAAAUUUGGAGCGCAAGGAUGGAAUAGGGUUUAUCCAUUCAAUUUUGGCGAUCUUACCAUCAGUAUUAACGUAUUGUAUAAUUAUUUAGAAGGGAACCCCCGAAUUCCGUGGGACGACCUGCGAUACCUUUUCGGGGAGAUUAUGUACGGAGGUCAUAUUACUGACGACUGGGACAGGCGAUUGUGUAGAACGUACCUUUUAGAAUACAUGCAGCCCGAGUUAGUAGAAGGCGAAUUGGAAAUGGCGCCAGGUUUUAUAUCACCCCCCAACACAGAUUAUCAGAACUACCAUCGUUACAUAGAUGACAGAUUACCACCGGAAUCUCCUAAUUUGUACGGAUUACACCCGAAUGCUGAAAUUGGUUUCCUAACUGCGACGUCUGAAACUUUAUUCCAAACCGUAUUCGAACUUCAACCGAGAGAAGCUGAAGCUGCAGUUGGCGUUGGAAUAUCGAAAGAAGAUAAAGUCAGAAUGGCGAUCGAAGAUAUUUUGGACAGACUUCCGGAAGCAUUUCCUGUGCACGAAAUGAUGGCCAAAGUGGAAGAACGAACUCCAUUCAUUAUCGUUUGUUUCCAAGAAUGCGAAAGGAUGAAUAUGUUAACAAACGAGAUGAAACGAUCGUUGAAAGAACUGGAACUUGGACUGAAAGGUGAAUUGACCAUCAGUUCAGUCAUGGAGGAAUUGAUGGAAUUUUUGUUUAUGGAUAAAGUACCUGAUCCUUGGGUAGCCAAAGCCUAUCCCAGCCUACUUGGCCUUAGUGCGUGGUGUGCAGACUUGGGAAAUAGAAUUAGAAGCUUAGAAGACUGGUCUGGCGAUUUAAAUUUGCCUCCAACAGUCUGGUUGGGUGGAUUCUUCAAUCCACAAUCAUUUCUUACGGCCAUUAUGCAACAGACGGCUCGAAAAAAUGAAUGGCCGUUGGAUAAGAUGUGUCUGCUUACUGACGUAACAAAGAAACAGAAAGAAGAUUUUACGAGUCCACCAAGAGAGGGUGCUUAUGUCCACGGACUAUUCAUGGAAGGGGCACGAUGGGAUAUCGCUACUGGUAGUAUAGCUGACUCGAAACUGAAAGAAUUGUAUCCAGUUGUGCCCGUAAUAUAUAUUAAGGCGAUUACGCAAGAUAAACAAGAUCUGAAGAACAUGUACGAUUGUCCCGUUUAUAAGACGAAAUUGAGGGGACCGACCUUUGUUUGGACAUUCAAUUUGAAAACUAAGGAGAGACCGACAAAGUGGACUUUAGCAGGCGUCGCAAUUUUACUGCAAAUAUGAUGUAGAAUAUUAUUUUAGAAAGUGAAAUUUUAAUAAACACUUAAUAUUUUAA